CCGCUUUCGUUUCCGGGUCAUGGAGCAAAUGGUGUCUGCAUCAGGCGUGCGGCUGAAUUAAAAAGACAACCAUGUCAUCUGUAGAAGAGAAUUUCCCUCGAGGUGGCGUGCAAAACAAAGGACAAGAAGGAAAAUCAGCCAGACAGCCAAUAGUAGACCAGGAUAAUUUAUUCAAAACACAACAUGAAGAGGUAACUCAGAAAAGAAAGAAGAAACAUGAAGAUCAAGCAAAGACCAAAAAACUCAAGAUUGAGAAAAAAACUGUUGUAAAAACCGGAAUUAAGGAUGUUGAACUUCUGACAGCUGAGUCUCUCACUGAAGGGGUACUUCUCUUAGGAUGCGUGAAAGAGUCUAAUCAGUUUGAGCUGGUGAUUAGCUUACCAAAUGGGCUCACUGGAUUUGUGCAAGUAACACACAUAUGUGAUGCCUACAACAUAAUGCUAAAUAAGCAAGUGACUACAGAUGAGCACUUAGAGGAUCUGAACAGUCUCUCAGACCUAUUCUCUACUGGAAUGCUGCUCAGAUGUGCUGUGGUUGGUGUGGAGAAGACAGCUGGAGGACGUCAGAGCAUACAGCUCACGAUUAACCCCAAAGAUGUCAACAAGGCUUUGAAUGCUGCAGGUCUGAGACCAGGCAUGCUGCUCUCUGGAUGUGUCUCUAGCGUGGAAGAUCAUGGUUACCUUAUUGACAUAGGUGUCCCUGCGGCAAAAGCUUUUCUUCCUCGUCAGAAGGCCCAGUCUUACCUCCAGUCAACCAAGAAAGGGACUGAACUGAAGAUAGGACAAUACCUGAACUGCCUUAUUGAAGAAGUAAAGAAUGGUGGGAGGAUAAUCCGCAUGUCCAUCAAUAAGUCUGAGGUUGCUGCAGCCAUCGCAACAGAAGAACAGAACUGGUCACUCAACAACUUGCUGCCUGGUCUGGUGGUGAAAACCCAGGUUCAAGAGGUGACUUCUUCUGGGAUUUCUGUAAGUUUUCUCUCUUCCUUUACUGGAUUUGUGGACUUCAUGCACAUGGGCUCUCUGAAAACAAGGAACUACUCACCAGGUCAGAUGUUGAAAGCCUGUAUUCUCUCCAACAAUCCCACCAGCAAGGCAAUACGCCUCUCUCUGCGUCCAGUUUUCCUUCAGCCUGGUACCCAGCUUAGCCAACUUUCCAGUGAUCGGAUAGGCUUAGUAGUGGCUGACUCAACAGUGGAGACCUUUCUCAGAAAGAUUGGUGCCAUCUUUAUGCUGGAUGACGGCACUCUAGCUUUUGCACAUCUAAAACAUAUGUCUGAUUCUCCCAAAUCGUUCAAACCUGAGAUGUUUAAGCCUGGAAGCAAGCAUAAAUGCCGAAUUAUUGAUUACAGCUCAUUGGAUGAUGUGGUGCUAGUGUCUCUCAAGCGAUACAUUAUUGAUGCUCCGUUCCUGAGAUACCAUGAUAUCCAUCCUGGCCAGGUGUUGGAAGGUACAGUGUUAACUCUGAAGCCCUUUGGUAUGCAAGUGAAGGUGACUGCUCACAUCAGUGGCCUGGUCCCCAGCCUGCAUUUGGCAGAUGUGCUUCUGAAACAACCAGAGAAGAAAUACAGUGUGGGGACCACUGUCAAGUGCCGGGUGCUUGUUUCCAAUCCUGAAGCAAGGAAGCUUGUUCUGACACUUAAGAAAACACUCGUCAAUUCCCAACUUCCUGUCCUCGCCAGUUAUGAAGAUGCAAAGCCAGGCCUGAUUACCCAUGGGUUUGUUGUAUGUUCACGGGAGUUUGGCUGCAUUGUGAAAUUCUACAAUGACAUAAAAGGUCUGGUCCCCAAGAAUGAGCUUGGUGUGGCACCCUUUACUGUUCCUCAGGAAGCCUUCUAUGAAGGCCAGGUGGUCAAAGUGAUUGUCUUAAAAUGUGAGCCUGAGCAGGAGAGGCUGCUGCUCUCAUUCAAGCUGACAAAGAAUGCAGAGAAUGGUAAAGAGGAGACUUCAAAGAAACGAGAAGUGACAUAUGAAACUGGGCAGGUUGCUGAUGUGAAAAUUCUGAAGAAGAGAGAAGAUGGCCUAGAAGUUACAAUCUUGCCGGACAACCUUGCUGCCUAUCUUCCCAUGAUGCAUCUUUCUGACCAUGUGUCCAAUAGCAAAUUGUGGUGGCAUUGGCUCAAAGGAGAUGAUAUUCUCCAGAGAGUUAUAUGCCUCCAUGACAAGGGAGGUCAUAUUACCCUGAGCAGAAAGCCAGCAGUGAUUUCGGCUGUAGAGAAGGAACAAGUGGUGAAGAGCUUCUCUGAUAUCCACCCUGGAUUGCUGCUGACUGGUUUUGUGAGAAACAUCAUGCCGUAUGGAGUUUUUGUGGAAUUUCCAUAUGGUUUGACAGGGCUGGCACCCAAGUCGGCAAUGAGUGACAAGUUUGUGACGGACCCCAAAGACCAUUUUGUGAUUGGUCAGACUGUGGUUGCCAAGGUGACCAGCAUUGAUGAGGAGAAGCAGCGCAUCUUGCUGUCCCUGAAGGUGUCUGAGUGCGCCUCUGAGGACUCUGUUUCUGAAAGCUUCUCCCUGUUUCAUCAGUAUUUUAAGGAGCUGCAGGAGAUCAAGAGCAUCAUGGGAAAAAGGGAUGAUUCCAUUGUGGCCCAGAAACUCUGUGAAUUAAAACUUGGGCAGAAACUGGAGCUGGUGGUUUAUGAAGUCAAUGCAGAUGGCUCAGCAAUUUUCAGUGGUGCCUGUGUUUCUGGGUUGACUGUAAUGGCCACUCACAGCCACCUUGGAGGCAAAAACAUUGUUCCGGGUGAAAAAGCAAGGGCUGUGGUUCUCUGCAUUGAUUUUCUGAAAUCAAAUAUCUAUGUGUCUCUUCGAGAGGAGCUGCUGUCCCCCAAACCCAAGAAGUUAACCCCAGACUCUCAACACCAGGCCAUUGUGCAGUAUGUGGCUACAGAGCAUGCAGUUGUUUCAUUGGUAGGAACAGGUCAGCUGAUCGCCAUCUCUGUGGCUUCCCAUUUCAAUGACACAUUCCGGUUUGAUUCUGAAAAGCUGAAGGUGGGACAGUCAGUCACAGUGGUUCUGAAAACUACACAGACAGGUGACCUUGGGAUCUUGCUUGCUGUGCAAAGUCCAACGAAGAGAAAGGCUGUCAUCAGGUCUCGACAUGCAUCUGAGUCGGUAGAGGAGGCCUCGGCCAUGGUGAAACACUCACUGUGUGUGGGAGAUGUGGUCAAAGGAACUGUGAAGUCUGUCAAACCUACCCAUGUCCUAGUCGCAAUUGAUGAUCGCCUGACCGGCUCUAUUCAUGCAUCCCAGAUCCUGGAUGAAGUUUCCCUGGAGACUUUUCCAACAUCAAUGCUAAAAGUUGGGCAGAAGGUGACUGCUCGGGUCAUUGGGGGCAGAGAUAUUAAAACUCACAAAUAUUUGCCCAUUACCCAUCCCCACUUCACCCAUACAUGCCCAGAGCUCAGUAUCCGACCAAGUCAGCUGAAAGAGGACAGCAAAACAGCAUUAGGCCUCGAAGAUGGCAAUCUGGAAGAAAUGUUGAAACCCUUCAAACCUGGGCACACGGUGACCUGUUUCGUGAAGAAGUACAAUCUUAUAAAGAAAUGGCUGGAGGUGGAGGUCACUCCUAAUAUUAGAGGGAGAGUUCCACAGCUGCUCCUUUCCCUGAACACCCGGGUUUUAAAACAUGCAAGUAAAUACUUCAAAAAUGGACAGGCUUUGGCUGCCACCGUAACAGGCUCUGAUAUCACUGGGAACAAACUCUUCCUGUCACUAUCAGGAGUUCACUCUCUGGAGAAAGGAACCCUCACGCUAGGCUGCGUGACAAAGUUGAUUCCACAUGUUGGCCUGACCGUUGCGCUUCCCUUUGGAAAGUCGGGCAAAAUCAGCCUUUUCCACCUGAGUGAUUCAUAUGCUGAGCAGCCACUAGAAAAUUUUAAUAUUGGAAAAAUUGUCAGAUGCUAUGUCCUUUCCAAUGAAGAUAAUAGAAUGGAACUGUCCCUCCGGCAAUCCAGAAUAAAUCCCAAGAGCCAUGGGAAGGUGGAAGAUCCUGAAAUCAUGGCCCUUGAUAAUAUUCAGAAGGAUCAGCUUGUCAGAGGCUAUGUCAAAUCAAUCACACCGUCGGGAAUCAUGUUUGGAUUGUCUAACUCUGUUGUGGGUCAAAUCCCACUGCAACGUAUCACCCCUCUCUUCGUACCAGAUCAGUCAUUGUAUGCGAAAUAUAUACAUGUAGGUCAGCUCCUCACCGCCAAAAUCUUCAGUGUAAGUAAAGAAGGUAACCUUGUGGAGCUCUCACUCCUUCCUGAAGACACUGGCAAACCAAGCAUUAUUCCAGAGUCCCUGGGCGCGUCACAUGGUGAAAUGGACAAACGGUCCAAGAAGUUGAAAAAGCAAAAAAGAAGAAGCUUCGAAAGUGAGCAGGAAGCAAAGCCAGCAAAGAAGAGAGCUCGUUGCACUGAAGAUAAUGAUAGCGGUGUUGAGGUGUACUCUCGGGAGGAGGAGGAGGAAGAAAGGUGUGAGAGGAAAUCUAAGGGAAAAGAACUACCAAGGUUGAAGGUUUCAACCAGCUUUACAUGGGAGGAGGGCUUAAAUGUGCUGGAUGCAGCUGUGUUGAAACGGAGGGAGCAGAGCUCUGACAGUGAGGAAGAAGAUGGUACAACGUCCACGACCAAGAAGCAAACAAAGAAGGAAAAGGAACUGGAGAAGCAGAGGGCAGAGAAGGAACUCUCCAAACUAGAAACCGCCCUGAUGGAUCCCAACCGGCAGCCCCAGACAGCAGAUGACUUUGACCGUUUGGUCCUUGGCAACCCUGACAGCUCCAUCCUCUGGUUGCAGUACAUGGCUUUUCACCUCCAGGCUACAGAGAUCGAGAAAGCCAGAGCGGUGGCAGAAAGAGCACUCAAAACCAUCUCCUUUAGAGAGGAGCAAGAGAAGCUGAAUGUGUGGGUCGCCCUGCUGAACCUGGAGAACAUGUAUGGCACAGAGGAAGCGCUGAUGAAAGUCUUUGAAAGAGCCAUUCAGUACAAUGAGCCUCUGAAGGUCUUCCAGCAGUUGGCAGACAUCUACGAUAGCUCUGAGAAAUACAAGGAAGCUGAUGACCUGUACAAUACAAUGCUAAAGCGCUUUCGUCAGGAAAAGUCUGUGUGGGUGAAGUAUGCCACAUUCCUCUUGAAAAGAGGCUUGAUGGAAGUGGCUCACAGGCUCCUCCCACGUGCCCUGAAGUGCUUGCCAGACAAAGAACAUGUGGAUGUGAUUUCAAAGCUCGCACAGCUGGAGUUCCAAUUUGGUGAUCCAGAGCAUGGCAAGGCCCUUUUUGAGAAUACCCUGAGCACAUAUCCAAAACGGACAGACCUGUGGUCCGUGUACAUAGACAUGAUGAUAAAACAUGGCAGCCAAAAGGAAGUCCGGGAUAUUUUUGAGCGAGUAAUACACCUCAGUCUAGCAGCAAAGAAGAUGAAAUUUUUAUUUAAGCGGAACCUAGAGUAUGAGAAGAAGUAUGGCACAGCAGAAACAGUUGAGGCUGUGAAGGCAGCUGCCCUGGAAUACGUGGAAUCCAGAACCAAUCUUGCUGAGAGCUAACUUCUGAAGCAGACAGACUUUGGUGUCUUGCUUGCAAUCCCUGGACAUGGAGGAGUGAAACAUACUGCUGUUAUAGGAAGGAGAGCAUUCCUGCUUGCUGCAUGUCCUGAUGGUCUCAGCAGCAAAUUGGGUUAGACAGGACCAAGUCACCAUGGCUUAUCAAGAACUAUAUAAGAACACCCCUGUAAAUGUUGAUACUUUUUGUACCUUCCCAAAACAUUUAAAUAUAAGAAUUUAAGUUUGGAGCUUUAUUAAAUACUGAUUUGUGAAAAAAAA
Molecule: messenger RNA, 5789 nt
Organism: Elgaria multicarinata webbii
Lineage: Eukaryota; Metazoa; Chordata; Lepidosauria; Squamata; Anguidae
Gene: PDCD11
Product: programmed cell death 11
Exons: 36
Coding region: 72-5513 (1813 amino acids)
Biological process (GO): rRNA processing
Cellular component (GO): small-subunit processome; nucleus; nucleolus
Molecular function (GO): protein binding; RNA binding
Source: RefSeq, a predicted model, not a curated record